Molecule: messenger RNA, 1981 nt
Organism: Diuraphis noxia (Russian wheat aphid)
Lineage: Eukaryota; Metazoa; Arthropoda; Insecta; Hemiptera; Aphididae
Gene: L2HGDH
Product: L-2-hydroxyglutarate dehydrogenase
Molecular function (GO): (S)-2-hydroxyglutarate dehydrogenase activity
Source: RefSeq, a predicted model, not a curated record
AAACUCAUGAUCCCCUUUAUAAACAUUAUUAUAUCAUGGAUAAUCAAUCAUUUUGAUGAUACAAUGGUGUAUCUGAAUUUAUUAAUCCACAUUAAUGUAUUGAAAGAAUAACGGAAUAUGGGAAUAAAUCCCUUUCAUCAUCUUAACCAUAUAACACUGCAUUUCAGAAAUCUCAAUUCAAGAUAAUAUACUAGRUGUAAACAUUGUUAGUAUUGGUGGAGAUAAUUUUAAUUAUUUUUUAUAUGAAAUAAAAUAGUAGCCAUAAAUCCAUUUCUUUUGACCUUCAACAAAAUAAAAACAAUAGUAUUAUCACAAUAAGAAAUUUGUAAUUAUAUUUUUUUACAACAUUGUCAAGUGCUGAAAUGUUUCAUUGAAAGCAUGAAGUAACAGAUUAAAACAAAAUCUACAGAAUUAUUAAGAAACAACUAUUUUACCUUAAUAAUUUAACCAAAAUGAAACCAGUCCAAAUAACUGCAAUGAAAAUUGGAAUUGAAAACUUAUUUACUUGUUUAAAUAAUCGUUUCUACAGUAAAGGUCAGACAAAUAUUUAUAACGUAGUAGUUGUGGGAGGAGGUAUCGUUGGAUUUGCAACUGCAAGAGCAUUAUUAUCACGUAAUAAGCAUUUACAUGUAGGUCUUGUAGAAAAAGAAAAUAGACCUUCAGUUCAUCAAAGUGGACACAACAGCGGAGUUAUACAUGCAGGCAUAUAUUAUAAACCAGGUUCGAUGAGAGCUAAAAUGUGUGUUGAAGGCCUUUAUAAAACUUAUGAAUAUUGCACCAAAAAUAAUAUACCUUAUAAAAAAUGUGGAAAACUUAUUGUUGCAACUGAUGAAUCCCAAAUAAAAAGUUUAAAUGACUUAUAUGAACGAGGAUUAGAAAAUGGUACUCCUGACAUCAAAUUGAUAAAUGGRAAUGAUAUCAAGAACAUUGAACCAUAUUGUAAGGGUGUACGAGCAAUUCAUUCACCACAUACAGGAAUUGUUGAUUGGGCAGUAGUGACAAAACAAUAUGCAAUAGAUUUUGCAAGUUUGGGAGGUCAAAUAAUUUACAAUUUUAAAGUGAAAUCGUUUGAUGAAUGUAAACAUAACAGAGCACUCAAAAUAGUUUCUGAAAAAAAUAAUGUAAUAUUAGCAGAUUAUGUCAUUACAUGUGGUGGACUACAGUCUGAUAAAUUAUCAUUGAUGACUGGUUGUAAAGCUGAUCCAUACAUUUUACCAAUACGAGGUGAAUAUCUCUUACUUGACAAAAGAAAAGCACACCUCAUUAAAGGCAAUAUAUAUCCAGUGCCUGAUUCCAGUUUACCAUUUCUUGGGGUACAUUUUACCCCAAGAAUGGAUGGCUCCGUUUUUUUGGGUCCAAAUGCAGUUCUGGCUCUAAAACAAGAAGGAUACAGCUGGAGUGAUGUUAGUAUAUCUAACACAAUAAGGCUUUUAAAACUAGAUGGUGUACAAAAACUUAUGGCAAAACAUAUGAAAUUUGGUAUAAAUGAAACUAUUAAAUCUUUAUUUCCUGCCAAGCAGCUAAAAGAAAUACAAAAUUACAUUCCAGAUAUCAAAAAAAAUGAUGUUAAAAAGGGUCCUACGGGGAUUCGUGCUCAACCACUGUGGGCAGAUGGAACAAUGGCAGAGGAUUUGGURCUAGACGUUGCGUCAAAUGAUCCUUCAGAUUUAGUGAAGCAUAGAAUAAUGCACUGCCGAAGUGCUCCAUCACCUUCGGCUACAUCAUCAUUACCAAUUGGUGAAGUUAUUGUAGACAAAAUGUUUGCGAAAUAUCCAAAUUUAAAACAUAUACCAAAUUAAAUUAGCAAUACUUAUAGUGAAGAAUUACACUAUGAUAAUAUGAUUUAUAUAAGUUUAUGUGGUGUGAGGUCUCAGUAAACUUAUAGAUUUAAGUAUCUUACAGAACCUAACCAAAUAGGAUAAUUUUAAACAUAAUAUCACAAAUGCAAUGKGUUAUUAAUUUGAAUCAAAAAUAAAAAUUA